GGCUUGGGAUGGCUUGGGUUUGCAUGGCGAGAUGGCCACGUUUGCGCAUGCCCGGCAUCUCUUGGAAGGCGGGACGUCGAAUUUCCCCGACUCCCCUUGAGUCUUGACAAGGGAGGAUGGGUUGCCUUUGUUCAUUUCGUUCAGUGUUCACUUGUUGGCGUGACCAAUACUGCCGCACGCGACCGGGUUCACCUCUUUUGCUUACUAGUAUUGGACGUGUUCACUGCACAACAGUUCCACGUCCUUGCGCCCCAUGCAAUGCCCACAGUUAAGAUAAGACUUGUCACUCGGGACCUCUUUUUUUCUGCCAGCCAUUCAUUUCAUUCAGGAAAACCGGACACGAACUCACAGACCUUAUUCAGGGUCACUGCCUUGAAUAAGUCAUAAGGGCACCCUGUUUGCCGCUCGCCGCUCGCCGCUCGCUUCGCCUCCCUUCGGGUCUUCGGGACAAACGAAAAGAAUACGAACGCCGUGGAAUAAGACAAUCGCCUAUUUGACCAUAUUGUCCAUGUUCGAGUCAGAGUCCACCACGUUCGUCGAUCUCUCACACCUACACAAUAGUCUCAGACAUCAUUGGAAUCUUGAUCUUGGCCUUAACACCAAUUCAUACGACACACAUUCCACAGAACAACGUAUAUAAAGCAAGAAAGAAAAGCCUGGAAAUCCGUCGCAGAGAUGAAGAUACGACACGCCUGGGUCAUACCCAGCACCCUCCUUGCGGCCGCUGGUACGGCCGUCGCCCAAGACUCCAGUAGUUGCACCCUCGAAGGCGGCAAUUACUACUGCAGCCAGAUCGAUGCAAUCUCAUAUUCGAACUUCGGUACUGCAGGACAGUACCAGCGAGUCACCAACAUGGACAGCCAGGGUCAAUGUGAUUUUCAAGCGGCCACUUAUGGCGGUGGCAUGGCUCCAUUUGACGACGAGGUAUCGUGGCACUUCCGCGGUCCAAUCCAACUGAAACAAUUUGCAUAUUACACUCUCGGCUCGACCCAGUCGAAAACCAAAACAAAGCGCGCAUACCACCCUUCGCCGCAUAUGGGACGGUAUGCGCAUCAGCAUUUCCAUCAGCACAAACGUGAUGCAGGAGAUGCGCAGGACCGAGAAGUGGCAGCCACCAAUAAAGAGAAGCGCGCCGAUGGGGACGAUUGGACGGUGUGGAGGAAACUCUCGAGCGAGCAGAAUGCAAGCCCGGCAUCGACCGUGGCGACCGAUUCAGGUUCAGCAGCAACCACCGCUGCUGCAGCUGGGCCUGACAUGGUGACCGCAACGAUCGAUGGAAAGAUUGUAUCCUGGACGAACGAUUAUUUCGGACCGAGUGCGACUUCGACUUUCGCGACGCUCGUGUCGUCGGCACAAUCCGACUCUGCAUCUGUGUCUGCGUCUGCGGUUGCAACUAGCGCGACGAUCCCGUUCCCAGCUAGCGCAUCGUCUUCAGCAGAUGAUGGGUAUUCAGCUCCGACAGAAGUUUCGACGUCAGCGCCAGCUUCAUCUCAGCAAACCAGCUCUUAUCCAGUCGCCUCCUCGAGUAGCUCUUCUUCGAGUGCAGCAUCGUCGAGCACAACAACUUCCAGUACAGAAUCGUCAAGCGCAGUAUCACCAAGCUCGGUAUCAUCAAGCGCGGCAGCCUCGAGUGCGGUAUCAUCAAGUGCAGCAUCCUCAAGCGUCACACCGUCAAGCUCUCCCAGCACAUCCGUCGGCGCCGGCACAUGGGCUCGACAAGCAUACUACGACGCCGAGGCUGGCUCGGCCGAUGGGCUUGUGUUUCUCAAUCACUUUGGCGGCGGUGGAUCAGGGGUCUUUGACACGACAUGGGGCCUGUCCCUCUCCUACGCUAAUGCCGACAACACCGGCGCCUCGUCUGGCCCCGUGACGCUGGCUGACACGUUGGUCGGCGACAACUCCGAGUUCGUGAUCAUGACGGACAAGGCUUGUUCAGGCGAGAACGGUGAUUGCGGAUACUAUCGGCCCGGGAGUGUUGCCUAUCAUGGGUUCUCCGGUGCAUCCAAGCUCUUCUUGCUCGAGUUUCAGAUGCCCUUGACCGGCACGUCAGGUUUCAACAUGGACAUGCCCGCGGCGUGGAUGCUGAAUGCGCUGAUCCCACGCACGCAACAAUAUGGCAACUGUUCAUGUUGGACGUCGGGCUGUGGCGAGUUCGAUAUCUUUGAGGUUCUCGACUCGGGGAAUACGAAGUGCAAGUCGACGUGGCACGGAGCCCACGCGAUUGGCGAUAGUGAUUAUUUUGCUCGGCCGACCAACGCAACGGUCAAGGUUGCUGUCGUGCUUGUUGGAAGUGGGAGUACAGGGAGUAUCAUGGUGUUGGACGAUGGGACGGAAUUCGAUGAAAGCGUGACGGAGGCGAGUGUAAGUGCAUGGUUGAGUGGGAUUGCGACGGGAGAAAAGAAACAGACGAGUCUGCCGACGAGUUGAGAUCUUUUUCUCUGGGUUGAUGUUUCGCUACCCGGUCAAGGCUCUUCAUUUCAUGAAAGGGAUUGGUUGCUCAUCGAAGCGAGGAGUUGGCGGAUUGUGUGAUUAAUUUCUGGUGGCGUUGGGUCGAGGGUGGACGACAAUAUGGUCAUGACAUGAUUGUUUUGCUCCUUCACUCCUGGUGGCUUGUACCCUUUCAGAUGAAGAUUGCGAUAACUACCGUUCAAUGUGUCUGGUUCAAGCAGCCUGAGCCUGAGCCUCUUUCAGGGCUCCUCGCUGCUCCACCGUCCGGGCUAUUGCCA
Messenger RNA from Exophiala xenobiotica, 2726 nucleotides. RefSeq lists its product as uncharacterized. The record is from RefSeq and is a predicted model, not a curated record. NCBI's taxonomy places the organism in Eukaryota, Fungi, Ascomycota, Eurotiomycetes, Chaetothyriales, Herpotrichiellaceae. Bases 676 to 2427 code for a protein of 583 amino acids. The transcript is spliced from 2 exons. Gene Ontology annotation, cellular component: fungal-type cell wall.